AUGUCGCUCUGGCCAAUGAUCUGCGACGGCGACACCGAAGUCGAUUCCCGCUGCUGGCACCACGGGACCAUCCUCACUCCCGAGGCUCCUCACCCGGCGCACGGGAGUUUCACCGACCUCAAAGCCCUGGUCGAAGCGAUCCAUUCCCGCGGGAUGCGCGUCCUGUUCGACGUGGACUGGACGGGGUUCUCGAACGCGUCCGUGUUCUACGACUACGACCAAUCGGGCCACCCGUCGUCUUAUGGCCCCUUAUUCGAGCCGGGCGAGGAGUACCGCUACAACGCCCAUCUCUCGCAGAAACCGCGGCUGACGGAGGACCAGGCGAUGUUCUCGCUGUUCGCGAGCACGCUGGACGCCUUCACGGGGCCGCUGGGCUUCGACGGCGUCUACUGGAAGGGGCUGCUCUGCCUCCGCCUCGACGGCGCGCGCUGCGCCCACGGCCAGGGCUCCGAGAACGCCGCGCUCGCCGCCAUGCUGCGCUCCGUGGUCGGCCAUUUCCCCGCGGUGCGGCUCUGGUUCGGGGAGGACGACGACAACCUGCACGCGACGACGCGGCACUCGAUCCAGAACAUCGUCGACGCCGUCGGCCAAGGCGGCCUCGGCUUCCACGCCAAGCGCGACCUCGCCGGGUUCCCCGUUUUCCCUGUUUCUCACGCGUAGCGAGGCGGAGCUGCGCAGCGUGUUCCUCGCGGCGUCGCUGGACCCCGCGGCGGUGGCGCGGUUCUUCGUCCAGCGCGGUGCGCACGAGCGCGAGCUCACGCCCGUGGAGUCGCUGCCCA
This is a messenger RNA of Blastocystis hominis, 779 nucleotides long. RefSeq lists its product as hypothetical. The transcript has 3 exons. The coding region runs from base 1 to 660 and encodes 219 amino acids. NCBI's taxonomy places the organism in Eukaryota, Bigyra, Opalinata, Blastocystidae. The record is from RefSeq and is a predicted model, not a curated record.